ACAGCAAAUUUUGUCGAGUGCCCUUGGCUGGCAAAAAAGGUGUCGCUCAGUAAUUGGAUUGGGGAUUGCCAAAGCAGCGAAUCGAAACAUUCGAAUAUAGUUACAUAUGCCAAGUGAAGUUACCGCUCCUCCACUUCAUCCCGAGUUACACAAGAAAUUCCUCAAUCGCCAGUCAGCUGCUGCAGCACAGUCGCCAUGAGUAAGAACGGACACAAUAAUGCAGGCUUUGUCAGCGAUCAUGCGGACAGCGUACAGAAGCCAAUGGGGAAGUCCUACUCCCUGGAGCUGGCCGAGAAGGGUGGCAGCCACAACAACAGCAGCAGCACGAAUAAGGCCAUAGUGGCCAAGGAUCCCGAUUACAAUCCCUACCAGCAUCGCGAUGUGGAGCAUCCCACAACCAAUUCGGAAACGCUGUUCCAUCUGCUGAAAGGUUCUCUGGGCACAGGCAUCCUGGCCAUGCCGAAUGCCUUCCGCAACUCUGGCUACAUAACGGGCUCCAUUGGCACCAUUGUGAUUGGGUUCAUCUGCACGUACUGCAUCCAUCAGUUGGUUAAAGCGGAGUUCGAGCUGUGCCGAAGGAAGAAGAUUCCCAGCAUGAACUAUCCGGCCGUGGCGGAGACUGCUCUGGGCGAGGGGCCAGGGUUCUUCAGAGCCUGUGCCCCGUACAUUGGCACCGUAGUGAACACCUUCCUGCUGAUCUACCAGCUGGGCACCUGCUGUGUCUACGUCGUGUUUGUCGCCUCGAACAUCAAGGCCAUUGUGGAUGCGGUGGGUGAUACGAACAUCGAUGUGCGCCUCUGCAUGAUCAUCAUCCUGCUGCCGCUGAUUCUCAUCAAUUGGGUGCGCAAUCUCAAGUAUUUGGCUCCCUUCUCCACGCUGGCCAAUGCCAUUACCAUGGUCUCCUUUGGCAUCAUCUGCUACUACAUUUUCCGCGAGCCCGUCACCACCGAGGGCAAGGAUGCGUUCGGCAAGCCCGAGAACUUUCCACUCUUCUUCGGCACCGUUCUGUUCGCCCUGGAGGCCAUCGGUGUUAUCCUGCCGCUGGAGAAUGAGAUGAAAACACCGCAAAAGUUUGGCGGCAACUGUGGCGUCCUCAACGUCUCCAUGAUCCUCAUUGUGUUCCUCUACGUGGGCAUGGGUCUCUUUGGCUAUCUCAACUACGGCAACUCCGUGCUGGGUUCCAUUACGCUGAAUAUGCCGGAGCAUGAACUCCUGUCGCAGUGCGUCAAGGGUAUGCUGGCAUUUGCCAUCUACAUCACCCAUGGCCUGGCCUGCUAUGUGGCCAUUGACAUCACCUGGAACGAUUAUGUGAGCAAGCGGCUGGGUCCCCAGCGCAACAAGCUCUUCUGGGAGUACGCAGUGCGCACGAUUCUUGUCCUGAUGACUUUCCUGCUGGCUGUGGCCAUACCCAAUCUGGAGCUGUUCAUCUCUCUGUUUGGUGCCCUGUGCCUGUCGGCCCUGGGCCUGGCCUUCCCGGCACUCAUCCAGAUCUGCACGCACUGGUACGAGACGAAGGGUCUGCGCAAGGCCUGGCUUUUGUUGAGUAACUUCGUGCUCAUCAUUGUGGGCAUCCUGGGACUUGUGAUCGGCACUUAUACCUCACUCAGGGAGAUCGUUCUGACCUUCACCGAGUAGGAGGGUGGCAGUAGAGAAUAGCAUUCAGUUCUAAUCCGCCAGCUGGCAUUCCAAUUUAAGCGAAAGUAUUAUGAGCAAACGGAAGAUAUCUAAAUCGGUUUACAUUUCGCAUUCGCAGCAGUAGCACAAAUGACAAAAGGAUCUGCAGUUGCAGUUGCAGAUACAGAUACAGAUGCAGAUAUAGAUGCAGAUCUGAUCUAUUUUGUACAAUGCGUAAACUUCUAAUCUGGACCUUCCAUCUUUGUGUUAGAUAACUAAUCUCUAACAGUUUAUCAGAUUUGUGAUAUUUUUAAGCAUUGUGCCCAAAAACCUGUACAACCAAUGUACAUGUGUAUGUUUAUAUGUAUGUGUGUGUAUAUCUAUAUCUAUGUAUAUCUAUAUAUAUAUAUACAUAUAGUAUAUUUUUUCAUAACGUAUAAUGUAGUUUAUAACAUUCUUGAUAAGUAGUUUAGUGCCAAGUCACAUCUUUAUAAGCCUUAUUUAACGUAUGAUGAUAGCGGACAACAAUAUGAAUAAACAUAAACCUUUUUUGCCAUA
Drosophila obscura is the source of this 2172-nucleotide messenger RNA. RefSeq names its product proton-coupled amino acid transporter-like protein CG1139. The coding region runs from base 196 to 1635 and encodes 479 amino acids. Gene Ontology annotation, biological process: amino acid transmembrane transport. Gene Ontology annotation, cellular component: vacuolar membrane. Gene Ontology annotation, molecular function: amino acid transmembrane transporter activity. The record is from RefSeq and is a predicted model, not a curated record. Lineage: Eukaryota; Metazoa; Arthropoda; Insecta; Diptera; Drosophilidae. The transcript has 7 exons.